Messenger RNA from Vespa mandarinia (Asian giant hornet), 3042 nucleotides. Its product is annotated as neprilysin-11. Lineage: Eukaryota; Metazoa; Arthropoda; Insecta; Hymenoptera; Vespidae. Gene Ontology annotation, cellular component: plasma membrane. Gene Ontology annotation, molecular function: metalloendopeptidase activity. The record is from RefSeq and is a predicted model, not a curated record. Gene Ontology annotation, biological process: protein processing.
UUGCCCUUGAUAGAGAAAGUUCCUUUUUUUACAAUUUGUUUUAACUAAAAAUAAAUAACACUUUAAGCACAAUGUUCUUUGAGAGUUUUAAUAAAGAUCAUUUUAUAUGCGGAUAUAUAACACGAUCUUUGUAUACCUCUAACUUUUAAAAGAUUGAUAGAGAUGAAUGAUUAAUGAAAAAUGUGCAAAUGUGUAGGCUAUAUCAUAGUUGUACAAAUCGAAAUAAUUAAAGAAACUGGGCGAAGGAGAAAUGAUAUCGUUCGAUGUCUGCGACACGUUGCGUACCUCUUUCAUUCUAUGCAAAGAAGCAGGACGAUCAUCGUCGUCAUCGAACGACGCAUUUUUUCUUAAUAACUUAACUCUCGGCAUUGUUCUUUGUUUCAGAGUUACGAAGCGAUAGGACGAAACCGCGAAGUUGACGACGACGACGGGGAUAAGGUUGAAGAGGAACGAAAGAUGAGAUACAAGGUGAAUGACCCUGAAAACAGUGGAAGGGGAGUGGACGAUGGCAAUAAUAAAAAUUCAGAACUCCCAUGGCAAUGUAAUCACGGAGACGAAAAAUCGAGCAGAAAGGAAACAAGGCUCGUGAUAAUCGUUGUUUUAUUAACGAUAACUGUGAUUACUCUUGUUGUUACCUUAACUUUGCAAAUGAUUGUAUUUUAUAAGGAAGAAUACAAAGAAAUGUGUCAGAGCGAAGAAUGCAUAAAAACAGCCGCGAGAGUAUUAGAAGCAAUGAAUAAAUCCGUAGAUCCUUGCGACGAUUUUUAUAGAUUCGCUUGCGAUGGCUGGGUCGCAAAGCAUCCGAUACCUCAGAGUCAAGUAUCCUGGGAUCAAUUGAGUCUCCUUAGAGAAUAUCUCCUCCAAGAUUUAAGAAUUUUAUUAGAAAUGUCUGAUAAAAAGGAUGAUCUAAGACCUGUUAAGUUAGCAAGGUCUCUUUACAGAACUUGCAUGGAUACGGCGAGCAUCGAAACGUUGGGAUUACAACCGAUAUUCGAAGUAUUCAAAAAGAUAGGAUUACCGACGGAUCCACCUUUACAAGUCAAAGUUCCUCCUCUUGAUUUAUCUCGAAUUGCUGGUACAAUCCGAAGAAUAUUAGGCUUGAAUCUUUUGGUUAAUUUGUAUAUUAGCGAGGAUAUACGAGACACAACGAGAAACAGAAUAAUGACGGAGCAAGUAUCUCCAGCUUUUAGCGAACGAUAUCUCCUCGAUCCUCAACGUUUUCAGUCAGAAUUAGGUGAAUAUAAAAAAUAUAUAAAAGCUAUGAUGGAAUUUGCUGGGGCUGGAAACAGAAGUACAAGUUUUGCAGAUGAAAUUUUAGAAUUUAGUACGAAAAUUGCAAAGAUCAUGGAUACACCAGAGGAAAGACGUAGCGUACAUCACUUAUUUCAUGAUGUUACUAUUGAUGAGUUACAACAACUGACUGAUCUACGUGUACAACAAUGGAACUGGACGAGAUAUCUGGAUGGUAUAUUUGAAAAUACAAAUGUGACCGUAAAUACAGAGAGUGAAAGAAUUAUUGUAAUGGAUCUACACUAUUUACAGAAAUUGCCCCAACUACUUGCUAUUACGCCGCCUGCUACGAUAGCACGUUUUAUCUGGUGGAGCGUAUAUUCAGCGAUUACGCCGCUUACACUGCAAAAGUUUCGUGAUCUUGGCUUUCAAUUUUCUCAAAAAGUUUUUGGUCUUAAAGAAAAAACGCCAAGAUGGAAAGGUUGUACAGGAAAUGUUAAUGCUAACUUUGGCAUGGCUCUAAGUUACGUCUACGCUCAAAAACAUUUCAAUGAACAGGAAAGGGAAAAGGCUUUAGAAAUGUUAAUGGACAUUAGGGCAGCAUUUGAUACAAUGGUUAAAGAAUUAGAUUGGAUGGAUGCAGAUACUAGACUACGCGCACAUAGAAAAUUAUACGCAAUGAGACCAUUUGUCGGCUUUCCAGAGUGGAUUACUAAUCCAGAGAAAUUAAAUAAAUUUUAUGAAGGUGCAGAAGUAAUAGAAGGAAAAUUGUUUGAAACUUUUCUGAAACUGACGGAUGUAGGCGUUAAGAAAAAUUUAAAUAAUUUGCGAGAAAAACCGGAUAAAAAUCGAUGGAUAUCCACUGGAACUACUGUUAAUGCAUUUUACAGCGCUAUUUUAAAUUCAGUCACUUUUCCAGCGGGUAUUUUACAUCCACCAUUCUAUGGAAAUGGAAUAGAAUCAAUCAACUAUGGUGCAAUGGGUGCGAUUAUGGGUCAUGAACUUACUCAUGGGUUUGAUGAUCAAGGUCGCAGAUACGAUGAAAACGGCAAUCUCAGGCAAUGGUGGAGCGACGAAACAUUGCAACAUUACCAUGAGAAAGUCGAAUGUAUCAUCAAACAGUACAGUAGUUAUCAUCUUCCUGAGCUGGGUAACAAUUUUACAGUGAGUAAUAUUCUCGUUGAAAAUAUACCAAAAUGUGCCAAGGUAUAUUGGCUAAUUUGCAAAGACAAAGAAUUACUAAUGAUUUUUCAGGUAAAUGGCAUUACAACUCAGGGUGAAAAUAUUGCUGAUAAUGGUGGAAUACGAGAGGCUUAUAGAGCCUAUCAAAGAUUGCAAGCUCGUAAUUCGCAUCAACGAGUUUUACCUGGCCUUUCAGAAUAUACCCACGAACAAUUGUUCUUCUUAGGCUUUGCACAAGUUUGGUGUGGAAAUUAUACAAAUGGAGCAUUAAAAUCUAAACUUAUAGAAGGUGUCCAUGCACCAAAUCAUUAUAGAGUAAUUGGAACAUUGUCGAAUAAUGCAGAAUUUGCAAAAGCUUGGAAAUGUUCAACUAAUAGUCGUAUGAAUCCAGAACAUAAAUGCAUCUUGUGGUAAAUGUUUGCUAUUUGACUCAAUCCAAAAUAUAUUUGUACAAUUGUGACAGAAUGUAUGAAAAAAGCAUAAAACUGUCAUAUUUAAUUUAAGAUUUAUAUUUAUAUAGACUGAUAGGAGCUAGUGAAUAAUUUAUUAUUACUCUUACAUUUUGUGUAUUCUGAACCUCAUUUUACCAACUGUAAAUAUCAUUCAAAAAAUAACUACUUUUUCAAGUUA